AUGCCGCGAAAUAUCAUGGACAUUUAUGUACCGCCCAGUGAGCCUGCUGGUUCUGACAACAGUGAGCCAUUAGGCAAUGAUGAUGAAGUUCUGAGCAGCAGUUCGGGACGACCUGUUGCCGUCUUCUGCCACGGAGGAGUGUGGGCAUCAGGUGCAAAGUGGCAUUAUGCCCCCAUGGCAACGAGACUUGCCCAGCAAGGAAUUCUCACAUGCGUCGUGGAGUACAGUUUGUUCCCAGAGGUCAGGGCUCCAAAGAUGGUGGCUGAGUUGUCCUCCGCCCUUAGCUGGACCCUGGACAACAUCUCGCAGUAUGGCGGCAGCCCGGCCAAGGUGACUGCCUUGGGCCACUCAGCAGGGGCGCAGCUCUGGGCGAUGGUGCUUCUUCACAGAGCCAUGACAGCGAGUGAACAGCGCCUGCGUAAAGAAAGCAGGACGGAAAUCGAUCAGGGAGCUGCCACCGUUGACUGCCGCAUGCCUGCACAAUUUAUUGGCAUGGCGGGUGUGUAUGACAUCGGGAAGCACUACCAGUACGAGGCGGCGCGAGGCGUUCACUUUCUGUCGACAAUGGCCCGCGCAAUUGGCGGCGCCGCGCGCUUCGCUUCACAAUCACCGGCCGCCAUUCUGGCGAGGGCAGCUGCGCGCAGCUCCGGCCCGAAGGAGUCAGAACCUGCUGCCCAGUGA
This is a messenger RNA of Coccomyxa subellipsoidea C-169, 681 nucleotides long. Its product is annotated as alpha/beta-hydrolase. The record is from RefSeq and is a predicted model, not a curated record. The transcript is spliced from 4 exons. Lineage: Eukaryota; Viridiplantae; Chlorophyta; Trebouxiophyceae; Coccomyxaceae. The coding region runs from base 1 to 681 and encodes 226 amino acids.